CAGUACGAACGAUGAACCUGGCGGCGGACGAGGGAAGGCAAGCCUUGGUCAGGCAGGUUUCGGACCACCUCGUGAAGGGGAACCUCCGUGCCGCGGAGGCUCUCUUGAGCCAGCGGCAUGCGUGCAACAAGGUCUUCUACCACUCCGUCAUCAGUGCGUGCGCGAGGGCCCGCUGCCCGGGCGGCGCCUCGUGGACGGUCGACCGCAUGGUACAGGUGGGCUUCGUGCCCAACAUUAUCACCUUCAACUCCGUCCUGGAUGCAUGCGCCAAGGCAGCGGACGUCCCGCGGGCGGUCGAGUGGUUCGAGCACAUGCAGAGUCAGAGGCUUCAGCCGAACAGCAUAACGUACAACACCAUGAUCAGCGCCUUCUCGCGCGCUCACGACCUCGUGGGCGCCGAGACGUGGAUGAGGAAGAUGGUAAACGCGGGCAUCGAGCCCUGCGUCAUGUCGUUCAGCACCAUCAUCGAUUGUGCCGCCAAGGCGGGCAAGAUGGACAAAGCAGAGGAUUGGUUUCAGGAUAUGCUGAUGUUCGGAGUUUCCCCAGAUGCGGUCGUCUUCAACUCCCUCAUCAACUCGUGCGCGAAAGCGUCGAGUCCUACCAAGGCCGAGAAGUGGUUGCUGAAGAUGGGGGAGGCUGGGUUCCGCCCAGACGAGAAGACGUACAACUGCGUUAUCAGCGCGUGCGCGAAGCUCGGGCUCGUCGAGCGGGCGGAGUACUGGUUCCAUGAAAUGGAGAAGAACGGAUACAGGGCCGACAACGUCAGCUUCGCAUCCAUCAUCCACGCGAACGCAAAGAAUAUCGACUUGGGCAGGGCGGAGGAGUGGUUCGAGGCGAUGCUGGGCCGCCGGCUCUCCCCGAACAUCGUGUGCUUCAACACCAUGCUGCACGCGUGCGCGCAGAAGGGGGACGCCGCGGCUGCGCUGAAGUGGUACAGGCGCAUGCUGUCUUGGGGGGUUCGGCCCAACACCAUCACCUUCAACAGCAUGGUGGACACAUUUGCGAGGCAGCGCGACCUGGGUAUGGUCAAGGAUUGGCUGGAUAAGAUGGUGGUCGCCGGGCACGCGCCGGACAACGUCACCCUCUUCACGCUGGUCCGCUUCUGGCAAGGCGAUGUGGCCAGCAGCGCCGGCGGCGCAGACAGCCACGUGCAGUCGUGCGACCUGAUCGCGGAGGCCUGCCGCGGGGCCGGAGACGCCGAAGGCUCCCGGUACUGGCGGUUGGCGCGUUCCGAGGCGCCGUCCAGGGGGCGCUUUGGCAAGACCGCGUGGCCUUUGGCGCUCGAGCUGCGGCGGGGCCACGGCGAGGAUGCCUGGACCAAGGCGGCGCCGCUGGCGCAGGCGCAGCCGAUUCGCUCGCAGUCCACGCUAGUGCCGCCCAGUAUUGACUAUUUCGAGGCCGCGGGCGCAGCCGAGCACGCCGCAGAUUCUGGCGCCGCCAGCGCUGGCUCGCAGCCGUCGGCCCCCGGCACGGCGAGUUGCUUUCCCUCUUCGAGCAGCUCCCAGUCCAUGAGCGAGCUGCCGAUCGAGGACUGGAUGCUCGCGGCGGCGGCCUGGGACCAGGGCGAGGUGCCCGUGUGCAUUCGCCUGAGCCUGUGCGUUUCCGCGAGCGCGGCCGCACACAUGCUCGUGUCCGUUGCGGCGUGCAGUGGGCGCGAGCUCGCGGCCCUGGAGGCCGAGCCAUCGUGGCGGCUGGACGACCUGCUCGCGGCCGUGCCGGAUUUGGGCGGGUGCGGCGGGGCGGGCGGCUGCAGGCGGCGCAUCUUCUUCGGGCAGGCGGAGUUGUGCGGAAACGCGACGUUGGGUGAGAUCGGAGCCCAGAGCGGCAGUGAGUUGACCAUCGUGGUCACCAGGGCGCGCCUGACUUGCUACGGCGACGGGGCGAAGAUCUGGUCGGCGGAGUCCGGGGAGCGCCUGCACACGCUGCGGGGCCACCAGGGCGCCGUGCACUCCGCGGCAUUCUCGCCGGACGGGCUGCAGGCGCUCACCACCUCGGGCGACGGGACGGCAAAGGUCUGGGCCACCGCCUCUGGGGACUGCCUGCGCACGCUGCGGGGCCACCGGGGCGCCGUGUCCUCCGCCGCCUUCUCGCCCGACGGCCGGCGGGUGCUCAGCGCCUCGUGGGACUGGACGAAGAUCUGGGACGCGUGCCUGGGGGAGUGCCUGCGCACGCUCCGCGGCCACGAGGGCCGCGUGCUCGCAGCCGGCUUCUCGCCUGACGGGCAGCGGGCGUUGACCCUUCGUGGGACGAAACAGCGCGGAUCUGGGCGGUGGGCUCUGGGGAUCGUGCCUGCGCACGCUGCGGGGCCACCAGAGCGAGGUGAACUCCGCGGCCUUCUCACCAAGCGGGCUGCAGGCGCUGACGGCCUCCGACGACGGCACGGCGAAGGUAUGGGCAGCCGAGUCCGGAGAGUGCCUCCGCACCCUGCAGGGCCACCAGCUACCCGUCAUGUCCGCCGCCUUCUCGCCAGACGGGCAGCAGGCGGUUACCGCCUCGGUGGACCGGACGGCGAAGGUCUGGGACGCAAGCUCGGGGGAGUGUCUGCGCACGCUGGAGGGCCACCAUGA
Molecule: messenger RNA, 2567 nt
Organism: Prorocentrum cordatum
Lineage: Eukaryota; Dinophyceae; Prorocentrales; Prorocentraceae
Source: the annotation of a GenBank genome assembly